This is a messenger RNA of Daphnia pulicaria, 1512 nucleotides long. RefSeq names its product microtubule-associated protein Jupiter-like. Lineage: Eukaryota; Metazoa; Arthropoda; Branchiopoda; Diplostraca; Daphniidae. The record is from RefSeq and is a predicted model, not a curated record. The coding region runs from base 320 to 817 and encodes 165 amino acids. The transcript has 4 exons.
UAACAGACAGAGAGAAAAAGGGAGUCUGGAAAAAAGAAAAAAGAAAAGCGAGGGGUCUCGUGGCCGGUUAGAAUUCUUGCUCGAGAGAUCCGGUUAGUACUCUCCGAACUGUUGGAAGCAUUCGGCUGUGACAGUAGCCAUUUCUCACACACUCACAACACCUCGACGACGUCUAAUUUCCCCCAUCGUUUGCUAAUUUACUUCACCGUCAUCAUCAUCAUCAGCCUUUUUUCUCGUCUGCUGUGUGCCAGAGUACUUACACACGCGUCUUGAGAACAUUCCUUGAAGAAGCCAGGAAAGACACACAUAGCACAGCAACAUGUCUGUCAAUUUUACCGUGGGAGUGACCGACGAGAUGAGGAUUUCCAGCAAGGUGUUGAAACCUCCUGGUGGCGGAUCGAGCGACAUUUUCGGUACUGCCGACAGCAAACCAGCAGCAGGCACCAAGUCUAACCACUCUGAUCAUUUUGGAUCCGGCUCGGGAUUUGGCGGUGAUUUGAGCGAUUUGGGCGUGAAAACCUCGUCUGUUGAUUCCAAUGACGGCGCUUCUACUCCGUCUCAGACUUCCACGUCCAACGGAUCGCCCAACAAUUCCGAACCCAACACCCCGCGAUCAGGUACGCCGCUGCUUAACGGGCCGAUUGCCUACACUAACCAACAGCCUUUACCUACACCGGUUGGUCGUCAGCAAGGAAACCGUGCGCGAGGUAAUCCAGUAACGGGCGAGGGUUACAGCGCUGAAGCUGCCGAAAAGAAGGAAGAAACACCGCGACGCGGGCGAGUUCCUCCCGGUGGAUUCUCAUCCAAACUGUGGUAGACCGGAACAAUCCCCCUUUCCAAAUAUCGCUGCGCUGAUUUUUGAAGUCAAAAAAUGAGAUGGACCCGACUUAUUUUUCUUCUUCUCGCUUUUUUCUCCCUUUUCAUUCUUUUUUAUUAGUAUUAUUAUUUUUCUCUUUCUUUCUUCUCUAUUUGGUUUUGUCUGAGAUGGUUUCCGAGUUACGGAGAUGAGCAGAGACACAGGCUAAGAUAACGGUAUCGCCAUAAACAAGGGAAUUAUUAUUUUUUUUUUUUUGCCAGAAUGUUGUGUACUACCCCCCAUCUUUUAUUCUUCUCCUUCAUCUUUCCUCAUUUUCUCAUCCGCGAUUCCCGUUUCCAUUUGCGGAAAGUAAUCGAGAAACGUACGGGAACGAGAGAAGAGACGCUCCAUCUGUCUAACCUGUUGAGAGAACGCGUCAACAUCGAGCGAUGAGAAACACACUCACGACAUAUGUUAUCGCAAGCAAUUUUCACACUCAAUGGAAAAUGGGGAAAUAAAAAACGAACGACAAAUUUGGGAAAUUUAUUACCAUUGCAUUCUUUACUGUUCGCUUCGUGACACUUGUCGCGUGUGUUGUAUUUCGUCUCUGGUGUACAUGUAGCGACUCUCGUCUCGGCUUAAAAGAAAGGAAUAUAAUAUUGGGACCGAAAAACAAAAAAACAUUCCCCCUCGGAAAACAAUUUUUUUAAAUUAAA